Messenger RNA from Ornithorhynchus anatinus (platypus), 1758 nucleotides. RefSeq names its product small integral membrane protein 19 (gene SMIM19). Lineage: Eukaryota; Metazoa; Chordata; Mammalia; Monotremata; Ornithorhynchidae. The transcript is spliced from 5 exons. The record is from RefSeq and is a predicted model, not a curated record. Bases 259 to 582 code for a protein of 107 amino acids.
GGCGGAGGCGGCCGGCCCCGUCGGGCGGGGAGUUCCUGGGCGCGGCGGGGCCCCGGCGGGACGAGCAUCGGCGCCGGCCUCCUUCGGCGGCAGCGGUAAGCUGAGAGAAAACUUCACCACGUAGAAAACCUCUUCUAGCAGAGUCCCAGGACACAACAGAUGAGAAAGCAGAGAAGCAGCCAAGGUUCCAGCAGCAGCAAAGCAAACCGAGGCUUCCCAGAGUCACCCUGAGGAAAACUCAGCUCUGCCCAGAGCGCCAUGGCCGGAGGUUAUGGAGUAAUGGGUGACGAUGGAUCUAUUGAUUACACUGUUCAUGAGGCCUGGAAUGAAGCAACCAAUGUUUACUUGAUAGUGAUUCUUGUUAGCUUUGCUCUGUUCAUGUACGCUAGGAGGAAUAAAAGAAAAAUAAUGAGAAUAUUCAGUGUGCCUCCUACAACAGAAACCUUGCCAGAACCAAACUUUUAUGACACGAUGAGCAAAAUCCGUUUAAGACAGCAGUUAGAAAUGUAUUCUCUCUCCAGGAAAUAUGACUCUCAGCAACCGCAGAACCAGGCUGACAGUGUGCAGCUUUCCCUGGAAUGAAGAACUUCAAGAGCUUUCUGCCAAAGGUUCAGCAGCAAAUUCAAAUAUCGGUUAUUUUAACAAGAGCAUUGCAGUACCAAUUCCUUUACAUUUCUGUAUCAAAAACAUAUUUUGCAUAUCUUCUAUUCUUGACUGUUUUGCAGGUGCCAGUGAUUUACUACAGUCUCGAAAAGGAUGGAGACCCUAAGUAGAAAAAAAAACAUGGCCCUCUAACUUUUUGGCUAAUAGAGUUUUGUUCGUUUGGGGAGUUGGAUAGUUUUAACAAAUGGUCAUCUAGUUAAAGACUAGAGUGAAAGUCAAAAAUGGAAAUGAGGCCUCUUCAGAAGCCAAAAUCCUAACAGUCAAAUCCAUGCCAUUGUAGGUAUUUUUCAUUAGUAUGAGAGUGGAGCCCCUGGAAAAGUUCCUGAGGUCUUGGAGAUGGUCAUAGUUAAUGUACUGAUGAUGAGACUGAUAAAGUCUUUUACAUGAAUAAGAAAGAGGCAGGUAUUUAACUAUCAAUUUGACAGAACCUCAGUCACUGUAAACCUUCUAUAUGUUCUCCAUGAAACAGAACCUGUUUUAAUAUUUAGCACUUUCAGGUACCUUUUUUCCUUUUAUCAUCGUCCCAGGUUGUCUAAUGUCCUACCCCUAUCUUGGUAGCUUUUUGCCCCUUUUGGGGUUCACAGUUGUUUGUAUGGACUCCAGAAAUCAUACAUUUAAUUCAGGUUUCAGGAGGGCACUUCUGGAAUUAUAUGUGUAAAAAAUUUGAAAACAAUUAGGAAGAUAUUCAUUUUUAUUUAGUGAGUGCUGUGGGUGUUUAUCUGUUAAAGUAGAACUAUCCAUUUAAUUUAGUCUGUGAGUCGAUUCUUUUGUUGAUUUUAAGACCAAAAGCCAACUGCUACAAGAAUGUGAUUUUCUAGCCUUAUCUCAUGUAUCCCAGGGAGUUAAUAUUAUAGAAAAUACCUGACUGCCCCAGACCCUUUUCUUAUGCCCACCUCCCUCCUUUGUCAAAAGCCUUGCUCUUUUCUUCAAGAACUUGUUAAAAACUCCUCUUGCAUGAAAUCUUCCAUAAUUAUCACCUGCUACUUCAGUUGUAUCAUUCAUGACUUCUCAAGCAUUCGUGUCUCUGCCUACCAGCCUUAUGUAUAUGUUGUUAUAUUUGUGCUAGUGUGCUCUCAAUAUAUUUUUGUCGUGUCA